UUCGUUCCCCCUUCCCCCCGAAAUCCCAAAAUUUGACAAGAAAUCUUUCUUUUUUUCCCUCCUUUCUUUUCCCAAAAUUGGUUCCUCCCCCAUCCCCAAAGAAAUCCUAAAAUUUCACUUGAAAUUUCUUCUCUUUUUUUCCCCAUAUUAUUUUUCCCAAACCAUUUCUCCCCUACCCCGAUUCCCUUUAUUUUUUCCCCCAAUUUCCUCAAAUCGGCAGCCCUCUGCAUCUCCGUCGGUAGCCCGCUGCUGUAUCUCUGUCGACAUCUGCUGGAUGAUGCAGGGCGACUUGUACGCACUGAGAGACUAAGAACCAAAGACAUCACCCAUCGAGUGAAAAUGAAGAAUUACUGGCAGGGAGGAGUCUGCCUGGCAUUUGCUGAUGAGGUACUGUGCUGGCUUUACAGAACAGUCAAAGAGAGUAAAAUUCUAAUUUCCAUUUCCACAAGCACAAUCUUGCCCUGAUGCAAUUACUAAUCACGUUGAACAAUCGUAGUCAUCGACAGACUUAUUUUUUAGUGUGUAAUUCAGAUAGUUCAAAUACAGGAUCAAAACAAAGAGGAUGGUUUAUAUUUUUACUAACUUUGAUUUUGCAGAUGAACAUCACACAUGAUAAAGUUCCCCCAAGUUCAGCCUUUGUUUGUAAAGGCAAACCCCCCAACUUGGUAGAUUCAUAAGUUAAAAAAUUGUCCUUUGGUAAUUAGAUUUAAAUAGCUCCCAUUUUAGUGUAUUGAUGAAACUCGCGAGAGGUAGAUGCUAUUUCUGUUGUGCUUUUCUAGAAGCAUUAUUGCUACUAAUACAAGUUCCAAAUAUUAAACUUCAAUGGUUUCUAAAAGUAGGAGUUACUAUUUAAAUUGUUAAGAAUUUUAAUAUUUAAUUAAACUUAAAUUAAAAAAAAAAGAUUGUAUCUUUUUCUGUGGAUCUGCUUUGUCUCCUGAGGAAAAGGUUAGAUUAGAUGAAACCCAUUUUUCUGUUGAGUAGUUAUCUUUUUUUAAUAAUUAUAUCUUUGACUUGCGUAUGUGUUUCAUUGUGCUGAAAGGUAAACUCGUAUACUGAUGAUAUUUUUGCAAGUACUGAAAUUUCUUGUUAAAUGAUUCUUUUUGGUGUUAAAAGUUUCAUGAUUGAUGAAAUUAGUCUUGACAACCAUGGGUGUUGUGAUGGUCCUAAAACUGGCAGAGUCAGGGUAUUGGAUAAUGCACCAAAGCUCUUUGAUUAUUUGGCAGAGGGUUAGUGAAGCACAGGAUAUAACCACAAAAUUAGGUGGACAAGUCAUUGGUCACACAUGGCUUUUAGAAUCAAUUGCAGCAUGACUGAGCAAUGCUUCCUUUACAGGUGUCAACUUUAUUGACAGCAAUGUGGGAAAUAAGAGCUCGUCAGAAAGGGUGGAGAGAAAAGGUCGCCAAAUCUAAUGCGCAGACACAAGAAGAAUGGGUUGCUUCACACUGCUUGCGGGACUCCAAAUUAUGUUGCUCUGGAGGUGCUCAAAGAUAAAGGUUAUGAUGGUACAUCAUCUGAUAUUUGGUCUUGCGGAGUUAUUCUCUUUGUUCUCAUGGCUGGUUAUUUGCCUUUUGAUAAGCCAAGCCUUAUAGGCUUGUAUAAGAAAAUCUGGGAGGCUUCUUUCAGCUGUCCAUCAUGGUUUUCAUCUGGUGCUAGGAAUUUAAUUAAGCGUAUUCUUGAUCCAAACCCUAUUACUCAUAUAACUAUUCUUGAAAUUCUACAAGAUGAAUGGUUCAAGAAAGGGUACAAGCCACCAAAAUUUGAGCAAGAUGAGGAUGUAAAUCUUGAUGAUAAUAUCUUAUAUUUUACAUGGUUAUGAUUUAAGUCCUUAUUUCAUUGAUAUCUUUAUAUUUAA
Molecule: messenger RNA, 1852 nt
Organism: Gossypium arboreum
Lineage: Eukaryota; Viridiplantae; Streptophyta; Magnoliopsida; Malvales; Malvaceae
Product: CBL-interacting serine/threonine-protein kinase 9-like
Exons: 10
Coding region: 1409-1816 (135 amino acids)
Biological process (GO): protein phosphorylation
Molecular function (GO): protein kinase activity; ATP binding
Source: RefSeq, a predicted model, not a curated record